CCCCAUUCCCCUCCAUCGCGAUCGCUUCGCUUCCGCCGCCUAGGGUUUUGCCUUGCAGCUUCCACUCCACACCAAUCGCCCCCCACUCCGACACCUCUUCAACCCGGCGAUCGGAUCGAUGGCGGCGGCGGCGGCGGCGGGUAAGGACAAGAUGCUGAUGCUGGUCAGCUGCGACAAGGAAAACUUCGAGGUGGAGGAGUCGGUGGCGAGGGAGUCGCGCACCAUCUUGCACAUGAUCGAGGACGGCUGCACCGACAACGGCAUCCCGAUCCCCAACGUCAACGGCAAGAUCCUCGCCAAGGUCAUCGAGUACUGCAAGAAGCACGUCGAGGCGCGCCGCGGCGCCGAUGGCGAUGGGGACGCCGCCGAGCCGACCGCAGCGACCAACAAGGCCUCCGAGGAUGAGCUCAAAACCUUCGAUGCCGACUUCGUCAAGGUCGACCAGGGCACCCUCUUCGACCUCAUCCUGGCUGCAAACUACCUGGACAUCAAGGGGCUGCUGGACCUGACCUGCCAGACCGUCGCGGACAUGAUCAAGGGGAAGACUCCGGAGGAGAUCCGCAAGACCUUCAACAUCAAGAACGACUUCACACCUGAGGAAGAGGAGGAAGUGAGGAGGGAGAACCAGUGGGCCUUCGAAUGAGGCUGAGGCUGAGGCUCUAACAACAGCAACCUCCAAUAACCAGGCCAGCGGGAAUGUGCUUCGUCAGGAACUCAGGAUGUCAUGAGUUUGGAGCAGCUAUAGACUGUCGCGGGUUUAACAAAUCGCUUAGAAGGUGUAUGUAGGUUCGGUUGGUUGUGAGCAGACUAUUUUGCUGACUCCAGUAAUUUUGGUGCAUUGGUGGAUGCUCUCUGGAUCGUUAAGAGGCCGGUUGGUUAUCAAGCAUUGCUGGCUAUUCCUCGUUCCCA
Messenger RNA from Setaria italica (foxtail millet), 909 nucleotides. Its product is annotated as SKP1-like protein 1A. NCBI's taxonomy places the organism in Eukaryota, Viridiplantae, Streptophyta, Magnoliopsida, Poales, Poaceae. Gene Ontology annotation, molecular function: cullin family protein binding. The transcript is spliced from 2 exons. Gene Ontology annotation, cellular component: nucleus; cytoplasm. Gene Ontology annotation, biological process: SCF-dependent proteasomal ubiquitin-dependent protein catabolic process. The record is from RefSeq and is a predicted model, not a curated record. Bases 119 to 643 code for a protein of 174 amino acids.